AGAAACAAAAAGGCUCCUCGUUGGGACGAAGCCAUGCGAGGGAUAUAGCCUCCGUUCGAACUAGCGAUACUCUCUCUCUCUUUGCACAAAACUGUAAACGCUGAGAGAUAAACUGAUCUUGUUAUUCGCUGUACCUUUUCUGUAUCGAUUAGUACCCCCACGGUUUGGACAAACUUUCAACAAUGGCGAAUACCGAAGGUCUUUCGGACGAAAACGUCGAGUCGCUGCUCCGCUUCGACUCCUCUGAUCACACGCGGGACCGUCCCAGGAACAACCCAUCCGCACGGUUACGCGAGCGGAUGGAUGCUCCCAUGGGCGAACGACCCGCGGCGACAGUGAUCCGUCGAUCGACGGACAGUGGUCGACGACCUCGAGGCCGUGCCAUCGUGGAACCCACGGCACCGACCCGUCUCUCGACCAGUGCACACGGGUUACCUCAUGCCGACAACGGCAAUGCUCCCUCGCCGCGUGCCGCAGCAGCGUCAUCCCAGUAUUUACCGCAAAAUCGUCAUCAAGAACAACGUCAGCCAGAACUAGAACAAGCAGAAUUGAAUUUCCCGGUCGUGGGAUCGAUUGUGGAACGACCACGGAAUCGCACGCCAGGCGCUUCUUCGUCCGAGCGCACACGUCCAUCCAAAUUUGCUCAGGAAAGGCACGUACGCGCCGGCGAUGCAACGUCCUUGAAUCAGGGCUUUCCGUCACUGAACGUACCGCUCGGAACCUUUGUCAAGGACAACCACCAACAACGACGGAACGCAACGAAAACAACGACCAGUAUUCCUCCCACAUCCCCUCUACUAGUAGAGUCAGCAGAGGUGCCAGCGAGAACGUCCAAUUCGAUUGACGAGCUACGAACUAUUAGUCAGCGAGACGCCCAAGGUAUGCUACAGAACAUGACACCUGUGGAGAUCCAAUCGCACGUACAGGACCUACGACAGGCGUUGCCGUCGUCUACACUCGCCUUCUUGCAAUCGCGAUCCAAAAAGUCACCGGUUGCAAAACCUCCGACCGUACUUGCCGAAGCAAAGGUCGAACAUUCGGAACCAGCACGUGUAACACGUGACGAUCGCGUGCUAGGCAAGGAAGAAUUCUCACAGUUGCUCUCAUCCAUCAGUACCUACGAGGAUCUAGAUGCCGCCUAUGCGACGUACGUACCCACUGAGCUACAGGAGAAGGCGGCCAGUACGCUCGAUCAACAGCAGGACGAUUCUUUUCCCAUGGCGUGUGAUCUGUUGCGCUCUACCGCUCCUCGACAAAAUUUAUGGGCCGCGCGGGCUGUGUAUCAUCGAUUACGUGACGACUGGGAGGCUGGUCAGUUUUGCUCGCUCGAGACGGAUCGAGAUGUCGUUUGGCCAUAUCCGGUAGUGCUGCCAGUUUCGUUGCGGUGCUUGCUGGAUAAUUCGUUCCAACGAACCAAUGGGUUUGUGCUACAUACCUACGUAUUGCAAUCAAUUUACAUGUUGCUCUUGUUGCGGUCGAGCCGUGAGCAUGUUUUGGACGUAACUGGCCAGUACGUGUCAUCCAGUAUGGUGUAUCAAGAAUGCGCUUUAGACGAUGCCGUGCCGACGCCCCCGACUUCUGCAUAUUAUCGCUCAAACCAAGUUACCCCUCUUUCCGUCGGUGCGCACGAAAAUGUAGCGUACUCCACUUCGUCGAGCUCGGAGUCGGCUACAAUGGACGGACAAGCGUUUCAAUCGGAUCCAAUGUGGACCUUGCUAUCCAAAAUGAGAAUCGUACCGCGCCUGGCAAGUUUGCUUUAUUGUCCAGAUGUUCCACUUAUACUGCUUCCUGCGAAAGCUUUAGUUUCGAUAUGCGGGAUUUUGGCUAUGAUAGGACAGCGGUCGCCGGGAGCGGCGUCGGCUAUUGUUCAGCACCCGACGCUCUUGUCUAAUUUAGUGGAACGAACCUGCGUACCAUUCGACGGAGAAAGUCGCUGUAACCCGAAUGUCGCUCUUCCAACUAUUUUGUUACUUUGCACGUUGGCUCGGCAAUCGCGAGUGGCAGCUUUGGGCAUUUCAGUGGAUGCGGUGCUGCUGCAAAUUUUGUCACGCAAGGCUGAACACGAGUCCGAGUAUCGGCUACAACGGUGGACAGUUAUUUUAUGGCGUACCUUGCUUCGAUACGGUCACUGCUUAUCCCCUCUAUCCGCUCUAGUGCCGUUAGCUGCUCCGCAUCUAUCACUAGGAGUGUCUUAUCGUUUUUCUUUGGCCUCCGAUUUUGCAUCUGCAUUUGCGACGGUUCAACGCUGUGCAUGGGUAGCUUCGCUGAUGGACGAAAAUGAUAAACGCAUUACUGCAGAGCAGCAAACAAUUUUGGCGCACUCUGGUGCUUGGUUAGCUUCUUCGAUUCGAAACGCAAUUGUCAAUGUUUCCACUCAAGUUGCCGUUUCUUCGAUCGAUGAAAGUACCUCGGAUUGGAUUGCCCGUCUUCGAUAUGGUUCCAGCUGCUUUCAAUUGCUCGCUUCUUUUCUGGCCAUUGCUCAAGACAAUUCUACAAAUACUGAAGAAUGUAAAUCAGACAACUUGACUGUUUUGGAAGAAAGAGACUGUGUGUCUGCGUUGGUAUCUAUCGAAAAUUCGUGUGUCAUGCAACGAAUCCUUGAUGUUUCGAUGCGUUCCGCCUUUGUUGUCGAAUUUUCUGGAAAUGCUCCAUUCAACGAAGAAGAGGAAGCCUGCGCUUGCACCUUUCUCGUUGAGUAUUUGAAGCUACUGGAAUCUUUGAGAGAACGGUUCGAUGUCGACAUUGAUUCAACCGAAACUGGGCGCAAUCUCCGCUUACUUCUGGAAAGGAUUACUCGUCUUUUGGAAGACAAAUUUCUCUUCGCACGGCUGCGUGGCGAAGUCUCAGAGGACGGUGCUGAGUCAAAGAAGUAUAACCGCCAGCGGCGGGCCUGGUUAAACCGGUGCCACAGUGGCAUUGUGAAAUUUCUUGUCACACAGCACAGCACUCUUUCUGAGCUCUCUGGGCUGGCAUGCACAAUUAUCGGUCGUCUCGAGAACGGUGACGAAGCUCUGGCUGCGAACCUACUGAGUCAUGACUGUCUAUUCUCGUCGCAGAAACAACAAUUCCCAAGAGCGGUCUCGCCUAUUUCAACAAUGAUGGUUCGAGAACUAUGUCGUACGCAGAUAGGCAAGACUCAACUAGAUCACAGUUUCAAGCUUCAACAUGGUUUAGGAAUCACGGCAGGAGGCGUGGGACAAUUUGACAUAUCGUCUCUGUUGAGUCAAGCGGACGCUGGUCCUGCCCCGGAUCAAACUUCGCCUGAUGCGUUCUUGCCUGUUGGUAAACUUUGGGUCUGGCAAAUUCUUUCUGGUGCGUCGGCUCUCGGUGUUGGUCAAAUUAGACUCCAGGCGGGACAUGAGGAAGUGAUUUGUAUUCUUAUGUCAUGCUUGGACCUUAUUCAAGGUUUUGAAAAGUACCAAUACAUCGGUGGCGAGGGAUAUGGAAACAGUCUUCCACGGGGUGAAAAGCUAUAUCACUUGAUGAAUAUUUGCCUUCAGACAGAAAUUGUCCUUUCCGAAGGUAUUAUUUUAGCGGCUGCCACAAAUUUGUUUGUUGAAUAUACCCAGAGGAACUGCAAUCAGAGCUUCGUUGCCAACUUUUGCGACGCAUGCUUGCUUCAUUCGACUGCAAGAAGUCGCCGGGAAGUCAACGAAAAAAAGACAGAAGAAGAGACGAAUCUUCUGGCAUUACUUGAUGAGCCGUCGGACACUUUACUCUUGACGAAGGCGUCGAUGAGGAGUUUGUCGGACUUUGUCAUUGAUUUAUACGAGUCCUUCGUCGAUCAUGGUGCACAGUAUCCCUUCUUCACGAAAUGUAUUCGCACUUUUCUCCUCCCUACUUUUCCAGCAAGAAUACGAUGCGAAUUGCUAGGUCGCUUGCGGGGUCUACUACACUUGCUUUCUCUCGAAGGGGACAACAUGUCGGAGCUAUUAUACUUUUACCUAUCGGCGAAAUCUCCACUUGUUGAUGAGUCCUCUCGCGACGAUCCAGAAUUUCUGGAUGAGAUUACUAGUGCAUAUGCGAUAGGAAGUGGGACUCGCGGAGACGAGGGGUUCGUCUCCAUGUUUGCAGUGGCAGCUUUGACAAAGAGUUUGGCAAUAUCGCUGGCCUUUCCAAGUAGCGGACAAUCAGCCUCGAAGCGGCGAAUUCAACGCCUUGAGCAUUCUGUGGCGAUCAAAGUUCUUCAAAGCGCUGCUCGCUUUGCGUCGUCACGAAGGACUUGCUCCGCUCUCGUAUCUGCUGUCAUGCAAGGAGAUGCAAAUGACGAUACAUGUAAUCUGAAUUCGGAACUGGUUUCAGCACCAAUUGACGAUGAAAAAUGGAACGCAAUUAUAAGCGUUCUUCGGAAUCGAUUCGCUGACUCUGUAAAAAUUAUGUUGAAUGAAGGAACCGAAAUUCGUGCCGACAUGGAUCUGCUUCGCAACUUCAGUGGCUACUUUAACGCUCUGUUGGACGGUUGUUUUGCGGAAUCUCGAUCGCGGUGUGUGGAGUUGUUAAGCUUGGACAAGGCAGCUGUGCAAACUCUGAUCGAUUUUGCCUACGAUACAAACAGCGUCGAUUGGGACGCGGUAGAGGAUCUCUCUUUGCUUGAUGAGGCAGCUGACUAUCUUCAAAUUCACAACGAACAGCUGGAUGUUACACUGCAGGCUUUGCAUAUUGUGCAAGAUUGUGUGGAACAAGGGUGGGUGUCCUUUACCAAGCCACGGCAUGUAUUGCAACUACCCAUCAGUAAAAAGAAUCGUGCCUGGCGGCUCUGGGUGUGCUACGUGCUUUGUCUCGAGCUGCUGCCGCACCCCGAGACACACGUCGACCAGCCAACAUUUACUCAAAUGCUUCAGAAGAUAACCGGCGAUGCCGUUGCCCUUCGUCGAGAAUUGAUCGAAUACGGGCUGGUGCUGAGAGAAGGAGACGGAUCUUCGUAUUGGCGUCCCCAUUAUAGCAUUUGCAUGCAAGCCAAUACGAGCGACGAAAUUCGCAGCUUGUAG
Molecule: messenger RNA, 4988 nt
Organism: Phaeodactylum tricornutum CCAP 1055/1
Lineage: Eukaryota; Bacillariophyta; Bacillariophyceae; Surirellales; Neidiaceae
Exons: 2
Coding region: 183-4988 (1601 amino acids)
Biological process (GO): transcription by RNA polymerase II
Cellular component (GO): nucleus
Molecular function (GO): protein binding
Source: RefSeq, a predicted model, not a curated record